AUGGAGUUCUUUAAGGGCAAAAUGUCCGAAGGGUUUCAAGAGGAUGACAUGGAGUACGCCCUAGCCACUGUCGUCGAAGCAAAUGAAGUGAAAAGCAACGUGGAUGGUUUCGUCGUCAAGAUGUCCGACGGCUCGCUUCUCAAAUGCGCUCACACCAACCCCGAUGGCGCAAGGCUCCCUGACUACACGGCUCAGCCGGCCAUCGUUCUCAAGCUCGAGGACGGAAGCGGCAUUCUUCUCCCGAUAAUUGUCUUGGACUUGCCGAGCCAAAUGGCUCAAGAAGCCAUCCGAAAUGUCCCACUCGCCAGGCCAACGGUGUACCUGGUGAUGAGGGACAUGAUUGACAUGAUGGGAUACAAGGUGAAGCUGGUCCGCGUCACUCACCGUGUGUGCGAGGCGUACUAUGCCCGAAUCUACCUCGAGAAGGUUGGCGAAGGUGGAGGAACGGUAUUCAGUCUUGACCUGAGGCCAUCUGAUGCUAUCAACCUGGCAAUCAGAGCGAGGGUGCCCAUUCAGGUGAACAGGGCUCUGGCAGUUGGAGAUGGCGUGAGAGUCGUCAGCACCGCGCCUCAGCCAGCAGCCCGUUCUGGCCGGACAGUUCGCCGGCGCAACUUUGCGCCCACAGAGGAGGACAUGCCUGAUGCGUCAAGCAUGGUGCUGCAAGACCUUACAGCGGAGUUCAGACUGCGUCAAGACAUGCAGAAGGCCAUAGAAGAGGAGCGGUUCAAUGAUGCAGCUAAAAUCCGUGAUGAGCUCACAGCCUUCCGCAUGCUCAAGGCCAGGCAUGAAGACUAA
Messenger RNA from Closterium sp. Naga37s-1, 795 nucleotides. The record is from the annotation of a GenBank genome assembly. NCBI's taxonomy places the organism in Eukaryota, Viridiplantae, Streptophyta, Zygnematophyceae, Desmidiales, Closteriaceae.